AUGGAACAUCUUCACAGAAAACUGAUCCCAGAGUUAUGCGAGUUGAUAUGUCAUGGAAUAGACUCUGUAUCUAAAUGUUCUUUGAACAAUGAUUGCGCUAAUUGCUUCAAAAACUGUCUCAAAACCAAUCCUCAAUACCCUAAUUACUAUUAUCCACCGCCACCACCAUCACCGCCACCGCCACAACAAGAAUUUCCUAUCUACUCCUCAUCAAAUCAAAACCAGCACAAACUCACCAAUUACUUCAUCAUCACUCUUUCUAUUCUUGCUUUUAUUUUCUUCCUUGUUUGUAUUCGUGCAAUUUAUGUCAAUUUUAGGUCAAGAACAAGAAGAACAAGGUUAAGGACAGUGGCAAGGACAAGAGCACCACCAUCAACGAAUCAACAAAUUCAGGUGAUGAAUUUUGAUGAUGAACAACAGCAUCAUGAUUCUAUUGUGGAUCAUCCAAUUUGGUAUAUUCGAACUCAAGGUCUUCAACAAUCGGUUAUAAACGCAAUUAGUGUUUGUAAGUAUAAGAAAGGGGAAGGAUUGAUUGAAGGAACUGAAUGUUCUGUUUGUUUGAGUGAGUUUGAAGAAGAUGAAAGUCUUCGGCUUUUACCUAAGUGUCGUCAUGCUUUUCAUUUACCUUGCAUUGAUACUUGGCUUAGAUCUCAUACCAAUUGUCCUACGUGUAGGGCUCCAAUUGUUAAUACUACUAACCCUACAAUUGCAAGGGUUGAGUCUUUGGAAUCUGUUGUUGUUGAUUCUCAUUCAAGUUCGAUGGAACAUGGACAUGUUGAUGAGAAUAGUGGUGAAACUGAAUCCAAUUUAGGGUUUGAAAAUAGGGUAGAAGGUGAAGGAGGGCAAUUGGAGGUUUGUGAAAACGGAAGGCCAGUUGUCGAUGCGGUUAGUGGUAAUAUUCGGCCUAGGAGAUCGGUUUCUAUGGAUGAUUCUUUUGCUGCAGGUAUCAAUAAUGUUGUUGCAACUGUUCUGUCAAAGGAAUGCAAUGGUAAUGAAGAUAGUGUUUCGAAGGUUAAUGGAAGUGAGAAUUCGGCAACUACAUCGAAAGGUGGAAGUAGUAGCUUUUCUUUUAGGUCAACAAGAUAUUUGCAGGGUGUUGCUAGUCCAAUGAAGAGAUCAAGUUCAUACAAUAGGAAAUUUCUUCUGUCUUGGUAUAGCCGCAACCAGAAAAGGCCAAAUGCUAUUCUGAGAAGCUUUUGA
Messenger RNA from Lathyrus sativus (Indian pea), 1200 nucleotides. Lineage: Eukaryota; Viridiplantae; Streptophyta; Magnoliopsida; Fabales; Fabaceae. The record is from the annotation of a GenBank genome assembly.